AGUUGUUGGGCAAGUUUGAGAGAGCGAGGCAGCGGUAUAUGCGGGCCUUGGGGUGGUAUGGGGAUGCUCGCAGAGAGCUGAUGAGGAGCGUGGGGGAAGGUAAGGCCGAUGCUGCUGCCGAUGGUAGUAAGGACGUAGCGGGAGAAGCAGGAGGAGCAGGGGGGGUAGGAGUAGGAGGAGGAGGAGGUAAGGGUGGCGUGGGGGUUGAGAGUGAGUCAGCAGCAGCGCGGGCGUAUGGGGUGGUGUGGAGCGAGGUGAAUCUCCAGUUCGCCCACACUUAUCUAAGAGUCGGCAUGCUUAUGGCCGCUGCAGAACGCCUGGGCCUUCCAACGGUCCCUGCUGGGAACAGGAAAGAGAAUGCGGAUAGUUCCAGUUGGUUCGGUGGAGGGAGGGUGGAGAAUGAGAGAGGGGAUGGGGAUGGGGUGAGGGAGGAAGGCGGAGGGGAGGCAGGGGAGGGGAGUGAGGGGAAUGAGUGGGAGUGGGAGGUGCGAGGGUAUGUAUCGGCCAAGGACGCUUUGAGUAAGGCUCUGAUUCUGUAUGAGUCGCUAGGGGCGAGCAGGCAGCAAGAGACUGCCUUUGCUCACUUCCACCUUGCUGGGUACCACAGGGAUUGUGCCCUUCGUGCUGCUGCUGGUGAUGCUGCUGCUGCAGGAAGAGCAGCAGGGGGUGUGGCGGAUUGGCAGCAGCAGCAGAAGCGUCUGGCAGCGUUAGCAGAGGUGCACUGGCACAAGGCAGUGUGCUUUUAUCGAGCGGACGCGCAUCCAGACAUGUUUGUGACUAUAUGCAUGGAGAGGGCGGCGCUAGUGUUUCUGGGCGGGCAGAAGCAGCAAUGGCAGAGUCACCUCGCAGUGCUAAGGCACCUCAUGGCAGCGCAGGCUGCACUAUCACCACCCCCAGGCCCCACUUCCCCCCCGGUUCCCAAUUCCAAAACCAUGAAGGAUUCUAAGCAAGCUCAAACCAAGGCUCUUUACAGCCACACGCCUGAGAGGCUUUGCCUUCUCGUACAGUCACACCUGAAGGCCUUGCUGGGCCUUGCCCUGGCAUCCGCUGGCUCAUCUGUUGGCGGGAGGAAGGUGGGUGAUGGAACAAGUGCAGCAGGCUCAGGGGUUGGAAGAGGUGGAGAGGAAUCUGUGGGGGUGCUUCGAGAGGCUUAUAGAUGCUCCUUGAAGCUGGACAAGACUGCACUGGACUAG
Molecule: messenger RNA, 1193 nt
Organism: Closterium sp. Naga37s-1
Lineage: Eukaryota; Viridiplantae; Streptophyta; Zygnematophyceae; Desmidiales; Closteriaceae
Source: the annotation of a GenBank genome assembly